GAUAAACUCGCAUUACGUUCUCUGGGAUCAGUUUCUCUAUCUUAACCUUUGCAAGAAGCUCAAACUGCAUUCUUGUGGUUGUUGUCUCAGACUUGGUUUAGAUAAUAUGAGGUACUAUAUAUAUUUCAGUUUCAUUUUUGGGUCUUUUUAGGUAUAUAAAUCAAUUUCCUUUUUGAUGAGGUAUUUCCUCUUUUUAGCUUUCUUAAAAGGGAUGGACUAAAUGAUUUCCAUUAUUUGAAAAGGUUUUCACUCAUUUUUUUCUUUCGAAGCUUGUUUCCUUCAUUUUUUUGCCAAGUCUGUUCUUGUAUAUAUACGGACGGAUAUUAUUGACCUUGAUUGAUUAACGAAACGAUCAAUUCAGAAGAAGAAACGAGAAAGCUUGAGAAACAAGCAACUUAAUAGAUCGUUUCCUAACUUGUCUCAACGCCUUGGCUUUAUACGUUCUCUCAAGAGCUCAUCUCUUUUUUUUUUUGUUCUUCAUCGUUGGUGUUGCGGCUUAAUUCGAAGAUGGACAUGAUUAGUCAACUUUCAGAAGACUUGAUCUUUAGAAUACUGUCGCUUGUUCCGACAACCGACGUCCUGGCCAUGAGCUGUGUGUCGACAAGAUGGCGGUCUCUUUGGAAUCUAGUUUCGAGACUUGAGUUUGAUGAUAACAAUCAUCAGAAUUACCAUAAGCGCUUCUCGCAGUUUGUUUACAAAACUUUGCUUUCAAACAAGGCCCCUGUUCUAGAGAAGUUGAGUCUCACGCUAGGUCCUAAGUGUCACGCCGUAGAUGUUGGGAUAUGGAUUGGUAUUGCGGUUUCUCACCGCCUGCGCAAUCUCAUAGUCAAUAUGGGGACAGGGUCAGGGCCGGUCACUUUGCCGAGUAGCCUAUUCACAUGUGAAAUACUAGAGACCUUGGGGCUAGCACGUUGCCUUGUUUCGGAUGUUCCCUGUUUUCUCCCGUCCCUGGAGAGGUUGAGCCUUACCGAUGUGGAUUACACAUCUCUUCCUAAGCUUUUACCCGGUUGUCCUAAUCUCGUAUUACUUAUAUUUAAGGUGAUAGAAGACCAGAGAGAGGUCGACAUCACUGUCGCCGCGCCUGCUUCUUUACGAAUAUUGGAGUUGUACGACGUAAGAAACGGAAGUAAGGGUGGUGUGCAUGUGAUAGAAGCUCCUAGUCUCAUGUUCCUUAAGAUCGUCGAUGAUGUUGCUUACGACUCCCGCCGAAUCAAGAAUAUGCCUAAUUUGAUGGCAGCACAUGUUGACAUCACUCAAGGAGUAACCCACAGGUUUUUGCGAGCUCUUGCUUCUGCCCGCCGCCUUUACCUAUGUGUAUCACUACUUUCGGAGGUUCCUACUAUGAUCAUCCACUUCUCACCCAAAUGCUCCAAAGUUCCCCCAGACUAGCAUCUCUCAAACUCACCGAUGAACAUGAGCUUGAGUUUUCUAGCGAAGAAACUCCGGAUUGCUGGAAGCCGCCGAGUUCUGUUCCCAACAGUCUUGAAACUUUUGCGUGGAGCGGUUACAAAGGACGACGAGGAGAUGUAGAGAUGGCUACGUAUUUCUUAAA
Molecule: messenger RNA, 1552 nt
Organism: Arabidopsis lyrata subsp. lyrata
Lineage: Eukaryota; Viridiplantae; Streptophyta; Magnoliopsida; Brassicales; Brassicaceae
Product: F-box/FBD/LRR-repeat protein At4g26340-like
Exons: 2
Coding region: 508-1389 (293 amino acids)
Molecular function (GO): protein binding
Source: RefSeq, a predicted model, not a curated record